AGCUGGUAUUCGUAGUGACUGCGGACUGUUCAAUAUUCAGCCAGAAAGCAGGUGAAGUUGACUUGUCUGGCCAAGGUGACCCUCUUGCGUAGCCGGUGAAGGUACUCCGGGCACUAAUGGACUCCCCGGGGUGGAUACAGCCUCCUAGGGGAAGUAGUGGAGGGUUCAUUGCUUGGGUUGUUUAAAACGAGGCUGGGCCAAGCAGUGGGGAAUGUACCGUAGUGAUCAGUUCUGCAGUGGCUGAGGGAUCAUGGUCUAGGAGGGACCGAAAAUGGCUUUUCUAUCUUUCAUUCCCAUGAUGCAGGAACAGUUUCUUUUCUCCCAAGUCUGAAGAGAAAGAGUUAACUCUGUCUGCCAGCAAUGGGUGGGGAGGAGAAAGUGGAAACAGAGAUUCCCAGCUGAACUGCGAGACACCCCUGAGGGGAGGAGACAAGUUCUCUAACCCUGGCUAUAAAUCCACCAAAGGGCAGGCAGCUGCGGGUGAGCGUGUGGGAGAGCGAGGCCCGAGGAAAGGAAGGGAGCACUGCAGGAUUCUGGACAAACGUUGUUGGGAAACUUUCAGAGGAUGCUCCUGCAGGGCAACCUGUCAGCUCCCAAUGGCACAGGCUCUGAUCCAUCCGUGUUCUUCCUGACGGGAAUCCCAGGGCUGGAAGCUCUGCACCCCUGGAUCUCCAUCCCCUUCUGCUCGAUGUUCACCGUGGCCCUUCUAGGAAACUGCACCCUCUUGUAUGUUAUCAAGACAGAGCCCUCCCUGCACAAGCCCAUGUUCUAUUUCCUCGGCAUGCUGGCCGUCAUCGACCUGGUUUUAUCCACCACCACCGUGCCGAAAAUACUGAGCAUCUUCUGGUUUAAUUCCAGGGAGAUCAGCUUUAACGGCUGCCUGGUACAGAUGUUUUUUCUUCACUCAUUCUCCACUCUGGAGUCUACUCUGCUGCUGGCCAUGGCCUUUGACAGGUACGUGGCCAUCUGCAACCCCCUGUGGUACGCCACCAUCCUGACCAAUUCAGUGAUAGCAAAGAUCGGGCUGGCGGCUUUGGCCCGGGCUGUUCUCCUAGUGCUCCCUCUGCCCUUCGUCCUCAGGAGGCUGCCCUACUGCCGGUCCCACGUCAUCUCCCAUUGCUACUGUGAGCACAUGGCCAUGGUGAAGCUGGCCUGUGCUGACACCAGAUUCAAUAACGUCUAUGGGAUCAUCUUAACUGUCUUCAUCGGGGGGCUGGAUCUGAUGUUCAUCUCCCUAUCGUAUAUCAAGAUCCUGAGGGCUGUUUUAAGCCUGGCAUCCAAGGAAGAGCAGCUCAAUGCUUUCGGCACCUGUGUUGCCCACCUUUGCGCCAUCUUAGUGGUCUACACACCAGGGGUUCUCUCCUCAACAAUUUAUAGGUUUGGCCAGGGAGUCGCACCGCACGUACACAUCCUGCUGGCCAAUUUCUACAUCCUCUUUCCUCCCAUGAUGAACCCCAUCGUGUACGGUUUGAAAACCAAACAGAUUCCGAGGGAAAAGCUUCUAGGCUGA
Chrysemys picta bellii (western painted turtle) is the source of this 1510-nucleotide messenger RNA. NCBI's taxonomy places the organism in Eukaryota, Metazoa, Chordata, Testudines, Emydidae. The record is from RefSeq and is a predicted model, not a curated record.